CCGCGUGCGCUCUCGCGCCGUGUUUUGCGAUACCAAACCUUAGCGUUAUAUUUCUCGUGUUUUGUUAGCUUUCAUUGCUACUUGCAGCAGAUAUGGAGGCGUUAAACCAGCUUAUGUUGGAGUAUCCUGAGUUAAUGUACAGUGGAGUCGGAGCUACGGCGUCUGUCGCCGUUGGAGCGCUGAUAUACAAAAUUGCCACCAGGAAAAAGCCAUCCCACGCAGACGUGAACUGCUGGUUUUGUAAUCAGGAUUCUGUGGUGCCCUUUGGGAACAGGAACUGCUGGGACUGUCCCAAUUGUGAUCAAUACAAUGGCUUCCAGGAGAAUGGGGAUUACAACAAACCCAUCCCGGCUCAGUACAUGGAGCAUCUUAACCACGGAGUAUCUGGUGGCCUUCCCUCGACAGCCAAGCCACAGCAAGGGGUUAACAGUCAGAUGCUCUUGUGCAGAAAGUGCUCUAAGAACCAGACUGUCGUAAUAAAGCAGCUGGCCUCAUUUGUCCCCCGGGAUGAUGACAACUACGAUGAGGAAAUCGAGGCAUACAAGCACCACCUGGAGCAGACCUAUAAGUUAUGCAGGCCUUGUCAGACAGUAGUAGAAUACUACAUAAAAUAUCAAAACCGGCAACUUCGAACCGUGCUCCUAAACCAUCCGCUUCGACGCAGCGGAGAAUCAGACAAGGGCUUCAUAAAGAGCUCCCAUUCUGUGUCUUCUCCCACUGGGGUCGUACUGUUACGGACCCUUACCUUCCUGAUUUGUACUUUCCUAGUUGCUACAUCUUUGUGUGACUUGCCAUACCAGCCUACAUCGCUUAGUGGCCCACAGACAUUAAGUGGUGGGGUCAUUCCUCCAAAGCCCAAACCUCACAAUGAGUCCAGCCCCAACAACGACACUAGUGGAGACGUGCCUGUAUGGCAGGGUCUGCAGGAGCUGCUCCCAGAUGAGGUCGUAGAUAAUGUGAAGCUGGUUUGGCAGCAUGGAAAGGACAACCAGUUGGCUGUAGUCUCCGUUGGCCUGCUGACUUGUCUUACUGCUAUCUUCUUAGCAGGAUCUGUGAGGUUGAGGAGAAUUGAUGCUGUAGCCUCUGUCUUGUGGUUCCUCGUCCUGUGCCUCCACCUGGCUGAGGGCUACUCGACUGAUGCCUCGGGCUGGAUGGACAUUGCCAAGCUCGGCACUGUCUCCCUCUGUUGCCUAGUCAGCUUUGCCGCUGCUGUGGCAACUCGCAAACCACUGGGUCCAAGAAGAGCCAGAUAUCGAAGAUACCUUGCAGGCAGCGCUGCUGGCCCCCCCCUCAGCAGCCAGCCUCCUUUGCUUUCUCUGGACUUGGCAGACUCCUUCGUCCUGACGCCGCCCCCCAACCUCUUCAAGCUCAUGCACUGCCAACAGAGUCCUCACGAGCGCAAGGCCUCCCCCUCCUCUCUGCCGGGGCGCCUCAGCCGAGCCCUCUGCCUCGGCACCACCCCCUCCCUCACCAGGACAGAUUCUGGUUACCUGUUUAGUGGAAGCAGACCAGCCUCCCAAUACAAAGACUCCCUGCCCUCAGAUUACUUUUCACUGAUGUCUGGGAGCCGCCCGUCAUCCCCUGGCCCCUCUCCACCUCCUUCAGUAGCCGGGUCGGUGACAUCCAGUUCAGGUUCUGCCAGACAACGGCGCCCCCUCAUCAGCCCGGCUCGCCUCAACAUCAGUGGUCGGAAACUCCGGCUUUUCUCCACGGAGCCAGAACCGGCACUCAUGUCCCCGUCAGUGUCUUCGUCACAUUUCCAUGCAAAGUCGGCCUCUUCCAUUUACAGUGGCUGCUUUUCACCUGACACAUCACCCUUCCAAAGCCAGAACGAUUUGAGUUCUUUUUUGAGGGACGGUAGUAUGAUUGAAGAGGAAGAGAGGCGGGGCAGCUCCUCGGAGUCUUCCGCAUGCUUAGUCGGCACUACUACGCAGGGACCGGAGAACACCCCUCCUCCUAAAGGUUUGAUAAAACGUCUUAUCUGGCCUGGCCUUUUGUUGGUCAGCUUGACAUCCAACCUGUUUUUUGCCGGCCUCUACGUGUACUACAACUGGAGAUGAACUGUGGAUGGGGUCUGCUGCUGUUCUCAUGUGACCUGCACAGAGUGAGUUGACAACUGUGACGCGUCUGUGGACCUGGAGGUCAUUAAGCAAUGUCAGAAAAACAUCACAUUUCUGCCAGCUACUUGCUGUUUGCCGGUGCUUAGGGAAAUACAGACGUCAGCUGUCUUCAACAGCGUACCUUCCAUUAGCUUGGAGUUACGAGAAAACUGUGUGGUCAAAAUCAAAUAUUACGCCUUUUGAUUUAAUGUGAUUAAAGACUGCUUUUUUUAUUUAUUUUUUUGGGAUCUGGCCUUGUUUUGUCUUUUGGUUUGUCACUGCUCCUCUUACAUGAACACAGGCACAUGUGUAAUUGAUUUAAAAGACUCAAUUCUUGCACUGACGCUUAAAAAAAAGUGCAAUAAACGUACUGUUGAGUUGACGCUGCUUGGACGCAGAGGUUCAUGUCUUACCCACUGAUACUGAUUGUGACGAGUGCAUCACUUCUCCAAACCGAGUGACAUGUCUGGUUCUCUUUAAUGGCCAAAACUCAACGUUAGCAUGUUGUGUUUGUGGUGCAUAGUUAGUUCUGCAUUUUGGAAAUUUGUAAGAAUUUUUACUUUGUAACAUCAUAAUUUCACAACACUGAUGUUUGCCAUUAUCAAAGACUGGUGUGUCAAAUUAUCCUAUUAUGUUGUUUUGUAAUGCAGUUUACAGUCAACAUUUAUUCAAUUAUUUUAUCGUUUUUUAUAUUUCAUACCAUGGUGACACAUGUCACAAUCAUUCACUACAGAAAUGGUUCUCUUUCACCAAAACCAUUUAUUUUUCCAGUAAUCGCUCAUAGAUAUCCUGUUUCCAGGUCGUAAGGGGCAACACUCUGACAGUCAAGUGCAAUAUGUAUUUAAAGAAAUCACCUUCACAGUUACACGAUGUUUAGAUUAAAGUUCUACUCCUAACUGAGCCGUGGACUAAUUUAUAGAGACAUUUUCUUAUAACUUGUAGUCAAACAUGUUAAAUUUGAAUGCGUUUGCACUCGUUUCUUCUGAGUUGUAUGUCCACUUUUUGUGGUUGGUUGUGUUCUAUUUUGAAUAUGUGAUUUAAAAUUGCUUUUUUAAAGUUGAAGUGCACAGAUGUGUGAUUAUUGUCUGUGUGUAUGUUGAUUAUGAGUUACAAAAAGUUGUACAUUUUAGACCUAUGUAAGAUGUUUGUAAACACGUUGGUUAGCUUGUGUUGCUGCUUGUGUAAUAGUGUCAGGCGUUCAGGUCUUUAUUUUACAUGUAAAGUAUUGUGUUGUUGAAUGACCACACACUUGAUUUUAGACGGGAAUCAUUUUGACCACUGCGGAAUCACUAGGUUAUGUGGUUUCUCUCAGACAAUGUCUAAUUUGAAUUUGUGUUAAUUUAAAAUGUGUAUUUGAAGUUCUUGAGCCAAAGUAAAAAUUAAACUAUAAUCAAAUGAUUUUUGGGGGUUUUUCAAACAUUACCACAAUGUACAGUAUGCCAACAUCUGCAUCCAGCCACCCCAACCCGCUGGGAGUCUGGCCAGCACACCAACAAAUACUGAUAUUAAUAAUAGUUACAAAGAUAAUACAUUUAAAAAAAUACGAAAGAAUAUAAAGGAAGAAGAAAAAGUCAUGGUACAAUUAAAUAAAUAGAUGAAAUGGAAACUGAGGUUAUGGUUAAAAGUUACAGGCAUCAAGUUGUAGUUGUUGUAGUGAAGACUGUUAUUUUGGUGCAGGAAUGGUUGCUAUACUCUUUGGAUUUUACUAACCAAGCCUUGAGUGAUAUACCUGAGUUUUUACAACUUCAAAUGAACCAUUUCUACUUCAACCCAGUGGCUAUGUACAGUUGUGUGAAAGUGUUUGCCCCCUUCCUGAUUUCUUAUUUUUUUUCAUGUUUGUCACACUUAAAUG
This is a messenger RNA of Anarrhichthys ocellatus (wolf-eel), 3951 nucleotides long. It is a transcript of the gene tmem201, whose product is annotated as transmembrane protein 201. The transcript is spliced from 11 exons. Gene Ontology annotation, biological process: nuclear migration along microtubule. Gene Ontology annotation, molecular function: lamin binding; actin filament binding. NCBI's taxonomy places the organism in Eukaryota, Metazoa, Chordata, Actinopteri, Perciformes, Anarhichadidae. The record is from RefSeq and is a predicted model, not a curated record. Gene Ontology annotation, cellular component: nuclear inner membrane. Bases 93 to 2060 code for a protein of 655 amino acids.